This is a messenger RNA of Entrophospora candida, 513 nucleotides long. The record is from the annotation of a GenBank genome assembly. Lineage: Eukaryota; Fungi; Glomeromycota; Glomeromycetes; Entrophosporales; Entrophosporaceae.
AUGUCAAAAGAUAUACUGACUCCACUUCAACUAUUGGGUCGAAAAGAAGAUACUCAACUAGUUCUUGAAAUAAACGCAGCAGAACAAAUAAGACAAAUUCUUCCAAGACGUUUAAGACUUGCACCAUCAUGGAAUUUAUUAUAUAGUCUUGAUCAAGAUGGUACAAGUAUGUCAACUAUGUAUCAUAAAGUAAAAGAUAAAGGUCCUUUAAUAUUAGCAAUAAAGGAUAUGAAUGAUCAGAUCAAGAAAACUAUUUCAAUAUAUUUGGAAGAAAAUGGUUCAUCGUCUCCUAAAGUUAAGUUUUAUUUGUGGACUGGAAGAAAUGAAUAUAUGAUUUUAAGUGAACAUAAUUAUUUGUCAGUUGGUGGAGGGGAUGGGAGAUCUGCUUUAUGGAUUGAUUCAGAUUUUGAACGAGGACACUCUUCAUGUUGUGACACUUUUGAUAAUGAAAUAUUAUCUUCAGAUGCUGAAUUUGAUUGUAUAGGAUUUGAAGUUUGGGGUUUCAAAAACUAA